Anopheles funestus (African malaria mosquito) is the source of this 14713-nucleotide messenger RNA. RefSeq names its product DNA-binding protein RFX2 (gene Rfx). Gene Ontology annotation, molecular function: RNA polymerase II cis-regulatory region sequence-specific DNA binding; DNA-binding transcription factor activity, RNA polymerase II-specific. NCBI's taxonomy places the organism in Eukaryota, Metazoa, Arthropoda, Insecta, Diptera, Culicidae. The transcript has 7 exons. The record is from RefSeq and is a predicted model, not a curated record. Gene Ontology annotation, biological process: regulation of transcription by RNA polymerase II. Bases 10167 to 12515 code for a protein of 782 amino acids.
AAUUUUACACUUAACUGGCAGACGUAAAAUUGGAUCGAGUCAUGGCAACAAUCACCGAAAGAAUCAGUCGUAACUACAACACCAAUGCAAGCAAAUUGUUCAGAUAUUAUAAAAUGCCCUUUUAGAUCGUGACAUUUCGGUCAAAGAUUGACAUUAAACCUGUUUUAUUACGAUUUCUUAUUGUUUUGAAAACGUUGAUUGUUCAUUUAUAAGUUUACUUGUUAAGUGCAAUGUUGUUGUAUUUUCCAAAAUUGACUCGAAUUUAAUGUUGAACAUUUCCCAUAAACUGUUGAGUCAUAUUUUAGUUAAACAUAAUUAUGUUUUUUUUCGUUCCUAAUGGCAUGGCCUUAUAUCUUUUUAGUACUUAGAAAAAAAUAUAUAUUUAUUAAAAAUUUUCAGUAAUUAUGCAAGUACUAUUUAAAUAAACGACGCAGCAUUGCACGGAAAUUAAAGCAUUCUAAAAGUAAACGGCGGAUUGAGGAUGCAAAUUGGCAUUUUUGGACAGGGAUGUCAAACUCAUUUUGAUUCAUGUGCUAGUUUGCAUGUUGAAGAAAUAUUAUUGCUUUCUGCUUUCUCAUUAGAUUGCAGGACGAUGCCUAAAUAUAAACAUGAAUUCAAUCAACCUGAAUGUUUACACAAAUUCAGUAUUGUUCACAUGUGACAAACUCAUUCAAGUGCAUUGCUUCAAUGGUACCUGGAGUGAUAUCUAGUCCAAGAACAUUAGUAAUUCUCUAAAAAAAUAAAUGCAUACACAGAAGGUAGGGAAAACAUUUUUAUGGAUAACCGUUUAAAAAAUCGCUUAAAAAUCGUAAUGCAUUACCAGAGAAAAAAGGAAAGUUAAUCCUACAACUGUCAAUUUUAAACGGUCAAACUGCUCCGCGAUUCAUCAUACGGGGAAAUUCGUGCUACGCGGGUUUUUGAGGAUAUUGGGAAAAAAAUACCUGAUGAAAAUUUCAAACCAAUUUGUUCACAAGAUUUCAAGAAAUUCUUUGUACCGAUUUGUAAUUCAUUAAUUUGUGAAAAACGAGUUAAAUUGGACAUAUGCAUUUUCGCAGGGACCGACGAAUUUACUUCUUGCGGACUGUAACGUCGUUAUUUGUCGGUAUGUUGAUUUAUCAUUUUUGCCAGAUAUUCCUGAUACCAUAAGCUUCGAGAAAAUACAACAACACAGUUUUCAUUUUUUUAACUUGUUGACUGUAUAACUCGCCUCGAAUGGAUGCACAAUUUCCUCUAUGGAAGUGUUCCAUGGACCUUGGACGCCUGUUGCGGUGUUUGUCAGCUUCACAUGUGCGUCAAAUCAUAACCCCGCGGAGCAAACGCAGAGGAUCUAUUUUCCUUCGAUCAGGAUAAUACUUUGCAGCGAGUUGAUUAGCGCAUACGUGCGAAGAAGCUAAGGUCAUUGAACCAGAACGGUGCGGGUGGGAAAAAUGCUCCAAAAUGGAGAAAUAUGUUGUCUGUUGCCAAAAUUCAACGCUCGGAAAAAUAUUUCUUUUCGUAAAUUGCCACACUGCGUGACGACACGUGCGUUUUUUUUCUUGGAGAAUGCUUCGAAGCGCCACUUUGUGUGUGUAGGCUUAUUUGCGUUCCGAGAAUCAAAGGGCAUUGAUCAUUGGUACCUCUUCGCCCGCCACGGUUGGCUACCGUGUGCAAUAGAGCAUUGGCCCCAUAUGUGCUGUGCUCGCAUGUAUGGGCUCGUAAGUGGACGGAUACAUCGUGAGGAAUUUUGGGCGACAACCGGUGCGUAAAUUGUUCUCGGAAGUAUGCAUCGUAAAGCGGAUGGUAAAUUGAAGUAACGACAAAAAAGUGACAAAUAAACUCCUCGUGCUGUCGGUGUGUAUGUGCGAACAGGGGUCUACAGCAUUCGGCAAUGUCAUUACAUGGUUUGCUUCAGUGAUCCAAUUUCACUCAAUGACGAUUUGAAAUAAUCUACUGACGCCUUUUGACGUAUAAGAAUUCGCUCGCAUUCGUAUACCAAUUUUCAUCUUUUGGAGUCAUUGCACCAUGGGCCGUAUGCGAAACAUCGUUUGAAGCACAUAAUCAAUGUCAAUUACUAAACCAUAACGAAAAAAUAUCUCCGGAAAUGUACGGCGCCUUGGAACGGAAAUUUGUUUUGCUUUUGAUUUGUUUGUUUACAGUAUUUUUUGUGUGCGUUUGACCGUGUUUGGCUUCUUCAACUCAUUAUUACUCGCAUCCUGCGUCACGGAAAUGCUAUUAUCGGUGAUGUUUUGUUAAUGUCGUGAACCCUCGCGCAAUGCGCUUUCGCCCCAAAAAUCUACCAUCGGUCGCAUCCACGUCGAAUCAGUGUGUUGAUAAACAACUCAUCUUUUGAUCUAUUAUUAUCUCGAUUUCAUUUCACCACUUUUCCGUAUCCUUACUGUCACACGGUUCGUUGCACCCCCCUCGCUCAUCCCUCGUUCGUUUCGAUCGACCAUAGGGCGGGUAGUAGCUUAAUUAAACGUAUCCAUUUUUUGUGUAUAAUAGCAAGUUAUCGUCAUCCGGUGUGGCCGGUCUUUCGUUUUGCCGCCUUUUGUCAGUAGUAUCCUUUUUGCACCCUGACAUUUUUCACAGACAAACUUGUCAAACACGUCAAAAUAUACGUGUAAUCAGACACGCUCUCGGUGCAACGGUGAAAACCUCCGUGCACGGCGAGACGCGACCGAGAUUUUCCCCGUUGUUGUAACCUUGAAUAGGGGUCGGGGUUUACCGUUUACCGCGCUACUUGAAUCGUACGGUCAGGGCAAACUGGUAGCGGCACAAUUAAAUGUAUCACUUUUAGUCUAGCGCCGCCAUGCCUGUGUACGGGAUGUGGUGGCACAGCCAUAAUCCCACCUUCUGCUCUUUCCCACUUACUCAUUAUCUCGUCAAGUGGGUUUUUGGCGAGCCCUCGGCCGGGGGUUGCCACCGGGCGAAGGAAGCCAUUGAAGGAUGCGUUAAAGAAAGCAAGCAUCACAAAUUAACAGCCAUUCCUCCUCUUCCCUAUCGGGGUGGUUGGUCACCCCCCGCAGUAAGAUAAUCAUCAACAGCCGUUUCGGCUGUUUUUGGGCUGGUUUGUGUAAUGCUCACGACUAGCUGAUUACUAGGUGGCGUACCAACCGGUGUGUGCUGGCUGGUGUGGUAAUUGGGGUGAAAUUGAUACGGUUUCACCUUCCCUAUCGUAACGUGUCCUACAGCUCACCGGUCCUCAGAGUUGCUUUUCUCAGCAAGUCUACUUUCUUCAGUGGAAAUCACGUGCCAUGCCCUGUCAUCGGGCCGUUACAAGCUAGAAAAUCCUGAGACUAAAAUCGGUUUUUGCAACUUUCGAUCGUAAAAGGAUGACUUUGGCUGUGACAAAGAAGUUCGUAUCCACUGGGAGCGUGUUUUGUCUUUAUAUCCUUCGCUCGGGCCGAUCAUCGUCUUACCGUAAUGCGUCCAGAAGAUGUGUGUUGCGACACAAUCAAAAAGAAAAAAAAAACAACAUUUCUCCUCACACACUCUUUGAAUCGCUCUUCCUUGUUUCGUACAAUAUCAAAAAAGCAUCCAGGAAUAACCAUCACCGGUUGCGGCAUCAAGACGAUAACGAAUGGUACGCGCUUUCUCUACCACGCGCGCCAAAGAGAUCCCGAACCUAAUUAAAACUCUUAACUAACAGAUCUUGCCGCGCGAAGCGAGACACGAUCCGGGCUAAGUAGCAUCGAUGUAAAGUUUUAUCUUCUUGAUCUAAAUUUAUUUGAUGGAUGAGAGAUGAUACUGCUGAUGGGAAGGUUUGCUCCCAUCCCAUUUCCAGAGGAACAUUUUGUAGCAAGUGUGGCAAGUUUUUCGCCGAGCGGUUGUGGUCUUGCCGGUUCAUAAUAAGCGUGCAAGCGUAUCGUGUUAGCGAGCGAGAGUGGAAAUUAGUUUUGCUGGAAAUUAUCGAAUCCGGAUUUCAUUUAUCCUUGUUACGGGGAAAAGUGGCAGUUCUUAGCACUGCUGCCAAUUUUCCGACGUUUUGUGUGGCUGGUUUCUUUUGAAUGUUCGAGAGUUGGUCAUGCGUUGUGUUCACGUGUGUUUUUGUGUACGCUUGCGGGGGUAGUUAUAGAUACAUGUUGGGCAAUGUAUAAAUAGUUUGAAAAGUUUUAUGCAACACUUCUAUGGACAGCGGCAUCUAAGAUAUAAUUUUACAAUACGCAGUGAUGCAUGAAAUAUGAAAUUAGCGCUUUUUAAUGAUGAAUAUUCCAAGGAUAUAUAAUUCCGUUUGGCAUGCAGGAAUAAUAGCUCCUUUUUCCUACAAAAAUAUAUUAUAAUCAUUUUACCUACAAAAGAAAAUAUUGGAAUUAAAAUUGUUGACAAUUGUUUGUCUGUUUGUUCCUAACCAAAUUGGAAAUAAUAUCCAAAUCAAUACUUUCCCUGCAGUCCAUCAAUAGUUUUACGCGCACUUCAUCGAAUUGUGUAUAAAACGACUUGUAGCGAUAUGUAACAAUUGAUAGUUUUACAGUACCAGCGUAAGCGAUCACCUCCUGUCUAUCCUUCAAUGAGUUUAUUAUCCUUUUUCCCAUUCAGAACAUAGGUCAAAUCAUACCAGGAGAAGGUAAAAAAAAAAGAUUCAGCAAAAGCCUUUCAGCUGGAUCGCUGCCGUGUUGUUGUGCUCGAAACCGAUCCGAGUUUCGAUCAAAACAAAAAAAAGGCACCAGCCAUCAUGUGAAGGAGAAAAACAGGCAAAAGUUGCUGCAUCCCGUGUGCGCUUCAUUCGAUAAGCACUGCAUCGAGGUGUAGUGAAGCGAAUGUAAUCCUGAAAUAAUUAGUCUUGAUUGGAAGAAUUAUCCCUCCGCCGCUCGGUGGGACUUCGUCGGCGUAGUCCUUCGUCCGGAUCGCGCUCGAUGCGACCGCACCGGGGAGGACCGGACAACGCAAAAGGGAUCGGAAAAAAACCGCUCUUAGUCCCGUAAAACGGGAGACUCAUCGUUCCACCGGUAAAGCACAAGCCGGGAAAGAAACCGAGCCAGGGUAUCACUUUUGGCGUGCACUUAAUAAUGGGAGGAUUAACAACUCGAAAAUUAUAUCGUACCUAUAUCGUGCGAUCACUCUUGACUGCUGUAGUUGAAUUGAUUUUUUUUGUACCUUUUGAUAUCUUUACAAGCAUAUGAAGCGUUUCCCCGUUGGCUUGUCUGUUUUGCACUGAGUGCGUUUUCCAUGCUCGGAAAAAAGGGGGAAAACACACACACACACACCCGACCAGCCGUACACCGAAGCCGAGAUGAAGGUGUACGACAGCAUGAAACAUAUGCCUGGUCUUUGGAAGCUGUUGGACAACAUUUGCGCCUCAAUUAAUUAGGAUUACGCAGCGGGUACUGGGGUGCGUGUGUGUGUGCGCUUACCUUUUUUGCAACGAUAACCGUACAAAAGAAAAAGGGUGCUUACGAUGGUGAAGGGAGACAAAUAAAUAGAUAAAAAUAAUAACAACAACAAAGCAAAGGGAUCGGUGAAGAGGGCGCAUCAUUUGUGUCCGAUUUACGCCGGGAGUUUCAGUGCUGCCACCACCUGUACGAUUAGUGGGACAAUGCUCACGAAGUUUUGCGAGUACCACCCAGUACGCCGUGUGCCCGGUCGGCGGUACGGAAUGGGCUCGGGUUAUGCAACACGUGCCUUAGCGCUUGCACGUGCAUCCAACGGGUAAUUGAUACUCGCACGCUCAGGUGAUUCAAGCAGUGAGGAAUUCACGCACCAAUCGAAUUUUGUUGUUGUUGGCCAGUUUGCAAAGAUUUCUGACAGUGUACCACAUGUUUUAUGUCGUCAUCCUGGUGGUUUCGUCAAAUUAUUUAUUUGAUUCGUUCGAAUCCAUCGAACAGUUGCGAUUGAUAAAGAUUUAAUCAUUUUUCUUAUUAAACAAAUAAAAAAGAGAAACUCGAAUAAAUCGGGGUUUCACGUCACGAAAGCAUUUUUCUCAGUGCGGCAAAAUACGAUGAUUCGCUCUCUGAUGAUGCUAUCGAACAUGGCGCGCAACAGGUGUAUCGUUUCCCAUAGGCAAAAAAAAAACGGAUCGAUAUCUGAGCCGAUCGGUUCGUUCCGAAUAGCACCAUCCAUUGUGUGAUGAUGUUUAUCGCAAAACUUUAAAAGCGAAGCACACAAUUGGCAUCGAUCGAGAACGGAUUUUGGGCGAAGAUAUUGAACAAGCGUUAUAAUCGUGAGCACUUGUUCCGUUUCACAGUGUUUUGCGCAUUGUUUCGUUUAUCUCUUCAUGGCAAGCAUUGCAUUUUUUGUAUGUUUGUUUAUCUUUAAAAUUAUUACAACAAAGAGUAAAAACUGCUUUUUCUCUUUCUCUUCGGACGGAACGAAAAUACCCAUCAGUGCAAUAAAUGUUAGUAAUUUGCAAAGCAUCCAAAGUUUAAUCGUUGACCACGUUAACAAGUUGGAAAUUUAUUUGGGAGAUUCCGGAUAAGUUCAACAAGGCUUUGAUCUUCCUGCCGUACACAUCAAAUUAGUUCUAUUUGACCUUUUUGCUAUGUUCAACUUUGACCAGUGCACCAUCAUGGCUUGGUGUUUUGUAAUAGUUUUGAGUGGUUUUAAACAAUCUCAAAGCCUCUACAUUUGCUGUUGAGAAGAGGUAUGAAUUUCCAAAAUUAAACAUCCAACCAUCCGUAAUUUAUUUAUACGGUGAGUAUUUAAAAAAACACACACACAACAACCACCGGAUGUAAUAAUUGCAUUCCGCUAUUAAUAUGAAACAUUUUUCCCGUUAUGGCAUAACAGUCAACCACACGAUAGCGUCUCUGUUGCAUAUCUUUUGCUACAUCCCUUGUCGUGUCUGUUUAAUACCUGACCAGUACUAAAUUUCCAGUAUUUGCUCCAGCUAUUUUGCUCUUCACCUAAUAGCCAGGAUAACCAGCGUGCCGUGGGGGGGAGGUAGAAGAAUUGUGUCCGUUUGUUCAACCACUUGCUGCAACCCAUCCCAACGAAAUAUUUAACUUCAAAACAAGUGCGUUUUUGUUUUUGAUGUUCAUGUGUGUGUGUGUGUGUGUUUGGUCUUAUCUGUCGAAAGGUUCCAUCCGGAAUGGAAUCUUGAACAUAUCACCGUGAUGCUGUAGGUACGAUGAACUCUCCCUUCCCCAUGUUCUGCCACCCGUCAAACAUGAUGGUGUUUUUCGUAGUCGUACACAUGGCAGGUGUGUGCCUCGUUUAUACACCGUUGUUCUUGAAUGUCUGGGUCGUCUGUGUGUAGCGCCCUGAAGUUACAACCAAACAGGAUGAAUCGACAACCCAUCUGCCAAGCAAAGAGCAACCGACAGCGAGAUGACGGCCAUCAUCCUCCCUGUCACGGAUUUCCACCAUCCGUUUGCCGUACUUCCCGGCUGUAACGGACAUGCGCGCCUGCUAGAAUGCACUGACAUCGAAUGGGAAAAAUCCUGAGCUUCUCUCUCUCUCUCUCUUUCUCCCUCAUUACAUUCGUGACCCCCCGCCAUAAGGUACACUGGCACGCAUCUCUUUUGUGCGUUACGGGGCGGAGCCUAACCAUGCCAGGAUCAAGAUUGCAUCCUGCGCUUAAGGAUACGUACCGCGGUGCCUCUCCGUGCACAUUGCCCGAUUGUUACGCCCAUUUUACAUCUUCCAGCUUCGGGAUUGUAAAGUUUAUGGCGGAAGUACACCGUUUUAAGCACGAACGUUAUCAACAUUUCGAGGUGCAGGACUCUUGGAGAUGAUUCCUCAAGGUCGUCAAACAUUGAAAUCUUGAUCUGGUAGGCAUCGUGCACCGGAGGCCACAGCAUCCGAUUGAAACCAGGUUGGUGAGAAAUCAAUCACCCGCGCUCACAAUUAGCGGUAUCCGGUGUCCUUUCCGUUUUUCUCUGCUGAAGAUUCGAUUAAAAUAUGGCUAAUCGUUAAGGCAAGUGUUUCUUGGGCAUGAAUAUGAAACUGAAUAUCGCUGAUCUGGAAGAUCGGCUUUUGGUCAAAUUUAUUGGCUUCUUUUUGUGACAUUCGCUGUGGCCACACCUACCGACCAUGUCCUUUUUUGCAUAGCAAGUUCAUAAUUCCAUUGCAUCGUUGCAAGGAACUAUUCUGGAAUAAAGGAGCUAUUUUACUGUCGAUAUCGUCUGGUAUUAUGGCUGAAGUUGCAACAGCAUUCCUCAAAUCGUCCUAAAUUUCGCAAACAUUCCCUCGAUGGUAGAGUCAGCUUACUGCCAUAUUCUUUGUAUUUGCCACUGUUUAUCAACCAGACUUGUGAACACUAGAAACAACCAGAACCAAAUCGGAAGUUGUUGUUGAUCGUUUCAAAUUCGCAUGUGGAUAUAGGGAUGCGGAAGGGAUUGUCACUCGAACGCAGUGUCUGACGAAUAGCACAGAGAAAGAGAAGAAAAGAACAAGAGGGAGUGAAAGGGAGAGAUAGAAUUAGACAAGGAAAGCGUGUACCAUGUGCAUCGGGAAACAGAUAGCAAAAGUUAGGGGAAGAGUCAACGAAUGAGUAAAAAGGCGAGAAAAUGUUGCGGCUGCGGAUGCUGCCUUUGGCUGGCUUUUGGGUGAGAGGGCGUGCGUGCGUGGUGGUUGAGUUUGGUAAAGCGGAAAAGAUGUGCCGGAAAAGUCCUGACGCGCGCGGUGCACCAGGGGAUAGAUUUCGGUAUCGAAUUCAGUUCAUUCUACACCGUCGCGUCAGUCGUGGCCCGUUGCUAAGGGUUUGUCGCUGUCGCCAUCGUGGAAAACGUACGCCAGCGGCACAUUCCAGCAGCUACAGGAUAGUCAUCUUAGCCGUGUCAGCUGCUGCUAACGAGUGGCGUAUGAUAUAGUGAAUUGCGUGAAUUGUGAGGUUUCCUGCCGGUGGAGUUGAACGUGAAGUUUGAAAGUUCUUGCAAUUUUAAAGACUGUCACUGCCGAGGAAGGAACCUGUUUUGGAAACCAAUUUUUAAUCAGGCACAGUAAAUCUAAGAAAGGCCAAAACAAGUUACUUUAUUAUUGGAAAACAAACGCAAGAAAUCAAAUUAAUCAAUAUUAUUUGCGGCUAUAGAGGAGAUUCUUUCUAUAGGGUGAUCUACGAGUGACCUUUGACCCUUCGAUGAAGGGGUACAUAUUCGGUACAUUCGUACCACAACGAUAGGCUAGGUCCAGCACCGAUCGAAGAAGAAAAUUCACUUUCACUCUCAGCUGCAGCAGACGGGCAUAAAGGCCGGGUGACGGGAUCGUAGGUGAUGGGCAGGAUCAUCACCGGAAUCGAGUUAUCAAUGAUGGCUGAUAGAGUGCAAUAGAGAAAGUGUGUGUGUGUGUGCGUCUGUAUGUGUGUGUGUGUUGGGAAACAAAAGCGAAUGAAAGUGAGGACGAGAGAGCGAGAGAAGCGUAGUAGUGUUCCGAGAAUGAGCUGGCCCUGAAGAAUUCAUCCCAACGCUUUGCACCAUUACACGUACCGGGGGGGAAAGCCUCCACCUUCAAGAGCGUACCGAUUUCAUUCAGUAUCGAUUUUGUUCGAUUUGCACGUCCCGGAGACGCUUGGCUACUCUACCGGGCCAAUCUUCAAUCCAACCAUCCGUACGCGUCCAUACUCUGCAUACGAAAUCAGGCCACUCGGCAGGAUCGGCGGAAUUCCACCCGCCCGUCUUGAGUGGCUCGAGUAGUCGAGCAGGUGAUGGUGAUGGUGUAACCUACUUUCGGCAGGAUCCCAUGGUAACUUGCUUCCCGAGACGCCAAGGUUCGAUCGGACGUCGAGAAUCCUUGCAGCUAGGAUUACGGAGGCAUUCGGUACCAGCUGGUAACGGGUGGCACACCGGUGCAUUGCUGCAGUUUGCUUGUAGUGGGGCGUGUGUACAUUGUAGUUGAGCACUGUAAGACGAGGAUCCACAGUCAGUCGUCCUUGAGACAAGUACCAAUACCCAACCGCGUGGUAUGAUGUAUGGGUUCCAUUGCAUGAACUUCGAUGUUGACCGACGGCUAUUACAACCAACCGGCUUUUCCAUGGUCAGAAAUAGAUAGUUUAACAUACUGUGUAACAUAACUUCUUCCAGCAGUACGUGCGUGUGUUUGUGUGUGUGUGUGCGUGUGUACAUAUAGAAGAUAUGGAAAGAUUCCAAGAACUGUGACUAGCAGAUAUAUUUUGAUUACCAAAAAGAGGCUGAAGCUACGUUAAAAUAACCGAACAAGCCGGAUUCCGAUGCACUAGAGUGUCACGCAGCGUAUUGUGCCUUGGUUAUUAGCAGCAUACAACGUUUAGAACAAACUGCAACAUCAAUUCCGGCGCCAUGAUGUACAACAGGCGUUGUAACAAUAUGUCCUACUGUGGGAAAUCGUACUCGCUACACAACUCAUUUUCGUCGCCCGAGAGUGUUCAAAAUCAUCACACGUACGUACAGUAUGUCGACUCGGAGAUGUACAACCCUUCCGGCCAGGGACAGUCACAAAUGACUUAUCCCGUGUAUUCCGUGGGAGAUUACGGCACAAAUGGACAGCAACAGCAGCAGCAGCAGCAACAACAAUACUACGCUACGACAGGAAACUACGGUACAGCGGGUACAGGUGCCGGUAACACUCACACCGAUUCCGCCGGUGCUGGCAAUGGUGCUGGUAACGGCUCAGGCACACCGGGAAACGGUCCCAACAGUGUCAACGCGAACGGGACUGUAUCGUCCGGCAAUGGUGGUUCCGCUGGCGGCAAUGCUAAUCAGCAGCAAUACAUUGUUCCCGUUGACGAAGCGGUUCUGCUCGGUACCGGAAACACAUCCGGGACGCAACAGCAACAGUCCGAUUCGUCGCCACAAAACAUGACGGACGUAGCGUCCUACUUGCACGCGCACCAAACAGCGUCGGCGAUAGGUCAGGAGCUUGAUUCCACGCCCAACCUGACCCACGCGGCACGCGUACUGCCCGCCACGGUUAACUGGUUGAUGGAAAACUACGAAACGGCGGAUGGUGUUAGUUUGCCGAGGUCAACCCUGUACAACCACUACAUGUGGCACUGCAACGAGAACAAGCUGGAUGCGGUCAAUGCGGCGAGUUUCGGCAAACUGAUCCGUUCCGUGUUCAGCGGGUUGCGGACACGUCGCCUUGGUACGCGUGGCAACAGCAAGUACCAUUACUACGGCAUCCGCAUUAAACCCACGUCUCCGUUGGUGCAUGCGAUCGAGUGCAAACCGCAGCACGGGUCCGGUGUUAGUGGGUUGAUGGUCAGCCACCAUCAGCAGCUGACCGGCAGCAAUGGACUUAGUGGUGCUGGUGGUGGAGGUGGGGCAAAUGGUGGCGGAGGCACGGGUGGUGCUAACAAUGGGAUGCAUGGCCAUGGUGGAACCGGUGGGAAUCAUGCUAACGGUGGUAUACAUGCUAGUAAUGGCGGUGGUUCCAUGGCCCAUGGAGGAGGUGGUGCAGGACAUUUGCAGCAUGGCGCGGGUGGAGGAGCUGGCAAUGGUGGAGCAGGCACUGGUCACGGCAUGUCGAUGCACCAUGGGCGAAGUGGUAAGAAAAACAAUUUCAAGGCGGAAAUGCCCGAAUCCUGCGCACAGUAUCUCGGUGAUCCAAACGGUGCCAUACCGCAGUUCCCGAUCAUUGAUAUGAUCCACCCACUGCCGGACGAUAUCACGAUGGAGGACGUCGACACGUUGCGCUCGAUCUAUCGCGAACACUGUGAAGCGUUUCUGGACGCAAUACUGAACCUCGACUUCAACAUGAUCGAAUCGCUGUGGCGCGAGUUUUGGCGCGCGGAAAAUAACAACAACAACGGGGACGAAUGUGAGGAGGAGAAGUAUCUGAGCAAGCAGAAGCUGUACCUGCUGACGCAGUGCGAACCGGUGCAGGAGUUUGUGAAGCACGUCGACAUGCAGUUCUACCAGAACAUGGUCGAUGUCCUAAUACCGGACGUGCUGCGACCGAUCCCGACCGGGUUGACGCAGGCAAUUCGCAACUUUGCGAAAAACCUCGAAAACUGGCUGACGUCAGCGAUGGGCGGCUGUCCGGAGCCGAUUGUCGCGAUCAAGCUAACGGCGGUGGCCGCUUUUGGCCAAACGCUGCGCCGCUACACCUCGCUUAAUCACCUGGCCCAGGCGGCCCGUGCCGUGCUGCAGAACGGCACCCAGAUCGCCCAGAUGCUGAGCGAUCUGAACCGGGUUGACUUUCGCAACGUACAGGAGCAGGCCUCCUGGAUCUGUCAGUGCGAUACUGCGAUCGUGCAGCGGCUGGAGAACGAUUUUAAGGCGGCACUGCAGCAACAGAACACACUCGAGCAGUGGGCCGGCUGGUUGCAGAAUGUGGUGGACGAUGCGCUCCAGGAGUACCGCGGUAAACCGAGCUUUGUAAAUGCCGCACGCCAGUUCCUGCUCAAAUGGAGCUUCUACAGCUCGAUGGUGAUCCGCGAUCUGACGCUACGUUCCGCCGGCAGCUUUGGCAGCUUUCAUCUGAUACGCUUGCUGUACGAUGAGUAUAUGUUCUUCAUCAUCGAGCAUAAGGUGGCCAAAGCGACCAACACUACGCCGAUUGCCGUUAUGGGUGAGAAAAUUAACUCCCGUCCCGUGCAAGACGAUCUGGAUCGGAUGCUUUACAACAGCGAGUACGGUAUGGUGAACGUCAAGCUGGAGCCGAACGCUAAGCGGAUGCGCAGUUAGUCAAUUAAAGAUGAAACCCCGUCAGCUGUACUGUAACGCCCUCGGAUUGGCACCGAUUGAAGCAUUCCUUUUUAACACUAUGAACCAUGGAAGAAGGCAAACGCUGCCGUCUGCUGCACUCCUGUUGUGCUUUGCAUUUAGUGCACACCCUUUGGCACCGUUUUUCGCUAGCUUACCCGUACCACUACGCACCCCGGGAACGUACGUCGAUCUGAAUGUCCUGCCAUAUGGUUUCACGUGCGCAGAAAGCACGAAACAUGCGUCCCGAUGAAUGCGGCAAAUAGUGGACGUCCCCGUGAAGUUUUUCGUUUUACGUCAUUCCGUGGUUGAUUUGUUCGGUUCAGGCGGAGAACCAUGGUUUUUAGGUUUAGGUAGGAGCAUUAAACUCUAGCAGGGUUUUUUAGUUAUUUCGAUGAAGAUACAAUUAUUUAUUCUAUGUUUAAGGAUGAUUGUGUGCUUUCCUUAGACGGUCCAGGGCUAAAUGGUGGGAAUCUACAUUAACUUUCUGUUUUGUUCUGUCGGUUAAGUUUACAUUUCACAUUCACCGAGCACAAAAACCGGGGUGACAAAGAUAAAACAAACAGUUGCUAGUGGUACGCGUGAGAGGGCAAUAUUUAUUGAUGAAAAGUAUCGUUAGCAAAAAACAAACAGAAGGCGUCAUCGCCCCUCGGCCUGCUGGUGAGUGGAUUGAACGGAAGUUAGUCAUUGUUAAUCUAUAUAGGCAUGUAACAUUAUUUUCUGCCAUACCACGUAAUGAUGAUUUUGUUCGUGUUAGAAGAACAAAAUGAUAGGUGGCCGGACGGAAAGCGACAGAGGAAGCACAGAAAACGGAUCAUGUUGAACGGUUUUAGAAGCUUCGACAAAAAUUUCGACAACCGCACGCAUGGGUUAGCAUGGUACGGUUUGAAAGAGAAUAUAUAUUUAUCGGACUGUCGUGUUUUCUGCUUCUCAGUUACAUUUGGUUUGUGUAUGCGGUUUAUCAGAAGGUGCAUGAAAAAGAAGUAGGAUACGAACGUCGUAACUUCAAAUGUAUGUUCAACAUGGCGAGCAUAAUUGAUGCUACGAAAUGAUUAACGUACGACAAAGAAGCGACAAAAUUCAAUUUGUACCGAUUAUUAAAUAUGUAUGUGCCUGUAUCCGUCGUGACCAGCUAAAAAAAAUACACACAACAGAAAAAAUUGUAGCAUAUAGCGCGAAACUGCAACAUUUAUAUAUAUAUACAUGAUAUGAAACCACGUAGUAUAUCCACGAGAGCGUGUAAACGUGAAUGUGUGUAAACGUAAGCAGAAUUUAAUUUACCGUGUUGAAGCUACUACAGCGCGCAAAAGGUUGAAUUGUCGAUGGUACGACAGCACACAAAGGACGCAUACAAAUGUUGGCCACGUUUGAGGAACGUUUGAAUAGGUACGUCCGGUACACACGUGGUCGCGGUAUGUGUUGUUUUCGUGGUAACGCUUUAACCCUGAGCUGAGGGAGAGGUAGUUUGUUUUUAAUUUUACGAUUCCUGGGAAUGUACCUGCACGCGUGUAACUAUCAGGCACACGUGCGCACACAUAGCCGGAAUCAACUCUAUCUAGUCGCGAAUGUCACCAAAUACUGCAAGGGUACGUGAAGACAAGGGCCGCCAAUGCCGGUGUAAAACCCGACACAAACAGAUUGCAGGGCGGGCGGGCCGCUUGUCGAGUCAUAGAUUUGUAAGCAUAAUUUACCAAAAAAAAAAUGGGAAGUGAAACAUCAAUUCGUUGAACAUCUUUUUCAACGCUUGCGAAACGUUUUGAGUGCAGUUUCUGGCGCAAUUCCGAACUCCGAAGACACAAAAAAACUGUGCAAUUAUUUUUCGACCCAACAAUUUGAUGCUGCACCGACCGGCGUACAACAGUAGCGAUACGUACGUGUAAUCAGGAUGUAAUGAAGUACAACGCAACAACGCGGCGAAAUGAUUGAAAACCAAUCGUGAAACUAAUUAAAUUACAUAAAACAAAUGGAAUAGAAUUUAUGCAGCAGACUCUGCACGGAAAAAACUUUCUUUUGCAUAGGAUUGUUUGCUCUAGGUUUUGUUCUGCGCCCGCGAUGAUAUAUUUUUUAAAUAAACAGCAAAACAAAAUUCUCGAACGAAACUGCAACAGAAGAUGGAUGGAUGGAUACCUUUGAAAAACUAUUUGAGUGAAAUAAAUUAAAACCGAAGAUGUGUAAACGGA